CGUUCAGCCAUUAUUCCGCGAUGGUGACUGCGGAAGGCUCAAAGUGGGAUCAAACUUUCCGGAUUUACAAAGCUCACCUUUGCGCUCAGGUGUAACAGUAAAAGUCGUUUCUAUACCUCCUUCCUAUUUUAACCUCGAACCUCUCUCCUUGCUGUCCUUCAGUUCAGUGUAGUAUUACCUUAGAUUUUUAUUUUAGGCUCGUUUGCGUUCAGAUGACGGCGCAGGUAGACUACCUGGUGGUGGUUUUCACCACCACAUCUGGAGCAAGCGGAGAGCUGCUGGGUUCUGACGAGAAGGAGCUGGUCCAGUUGGUCUGGCAGCUUGUCAAUGUGAACAACAAAACGUUGGGCAGGGUGAAUGAGCUUCUCAUUAGGCCUGACCUCUCAGACUCCACGGGGGAAAAAACAGACGAAGAUGUGCUGGUUGAAUGCAAGGAGGACGAGACUGCCUCCGGAGCAGACUGCGUCUACACAGUGACAAGUCUUGACAGUGGUAUAAACAUGUUCAAUCUGCAGCUGACAAAUGAGGUGAACAGUGAGGGUGCGGGUACGUCUUUGUGUUUGUGUACAGACGGGCAGCUCCACAUCCGUCAAGUGAUUCACCCUGAGGCCGCCAACAAGAACAUCCUGGUCCCAGACUGUUUCUACUCCUUCUUCGACUUGCGGAAGGAGUUCAAGAGCCACUUCCCCUCCUCUGACCUCAAGGCUUUGAAUGCACACGUCAUGGCAGAACCUCUUAACAUACCUGUCGAUGUGCCCACCGUGUGGGAUCCCUCAGCCAAUCAGGAUCCGCUGGCGGUUCUGCCUCCGGAAGUAGCCGUGCAGCAGGUCCGGCUUAUGACCAGCAUUAUUCUCACUUUGCUCUCUGAGCCAUAUUGUCACAGCUUUUCUAACCCAGAGAAAGUUAAUGAGAGAUUUGAAAGUGGCACUUGUAGUAAGAGGGAGAAGGUGUGUGACAAUACAGUGAUCAGAGCCAGGGGGUUGCCAUGGCAGUCUUCUGACCAGGACAUGGCUCGAUUCUUCAAAGGCCUCAACAUUGCCAAAGGAGGGGCUGCUCUGUGUCUCAAUGCUCAGGGGAGGAGAAAUGGAGAAGCCCUUGUUCGUUUUGUCAGUGAAGAACACAGAGAUUUGGCUCUGCAGAGACACAAACACCACAUGGGAAGCAGAUACAUUGAGGUUUAUAAAGCAACAGGAGAAGACUUCCUGAAGAUAGCAGGAGGUACCUCAAACGAGGUGGCAAUGUUCCUGUCCCGUGAGGACCAAAUCAUAGUGAGGAUGCGAGGGCUUCCCUUCAACGCCACCCACGACGACGUGCUCAGAUUUUUCUCACCAGAGGACGGUUUGAAAGAGACUUGUCCCAUCAGUGGAGGGAAGGAAGGGAUCCUGUUUGUCCGCUACCCAGACGGCCGACCAACAGGAGACGCCUUCGUUUUGUUUGCCUGUGAGGAACACGCUCAGUGUGCUCUGAGGAAACACAAGGAACUCUUGGGGAAGAGAUACAUUGAGUUGUUUAAAAGCACGGCAGCAGAGGUGCAACAGGUGUUGAACCGGUACUCAUCUGCCCCCCUGAUCCCUGUGGCCCCAGCCCCCCUGGUGUCAGUGUUGCCCACGGUGUCUCUCCUGCCACCUCCUGGUGGUGUGAGGGACUGCCUCAGGCUGAGGGGGCUACCGUAUACGGCAAAUAUAGAGGACAUCCUCACCUUCUUGGGCGAGUUUACACAAGACAUCAGACAACAUGGCGUGCACAUGGUGCUAAACCAGCAGGGUCGUCCGUCGGGCGACUGCUUCAUCCAGCUGACAUCGGGGGAGCGGGCGGUCCAGGCCGCGCAGCGGCUCCACAAGCACGUGAUGUCCAGCGAGCGCGGGGUGAACAGCCGCUACGUGGAAGUGUUCCCUUGUAGCACUGACGAGAUGGGCCUGGUGCUGAUGGGAGGCUCGCUCUCUCACACACACACACACACCAGGAGCAGGAGUGGGACGGGGCUCAGCCCACCGCCAUGUAAGUCCAGACGUUUAUCUCCUCCAUCGUAUUCCUUCACUCCGGUUCAACCUAUCCUCCCUACGGAAGCUGCUGCAGCUGCUCUUUACCCUCCUAUCGGGCAGAUGUUGCUGGCUCCACGCCCCCUGCAUCCAGGGCAUCCUUACUACCCUGCAUCGGCUCAGUUAUACAUGAACUACAGUGCCUACUACCCCAGUCCACCUGGCUCACCUACAACUUUGGGUUUCUUCCCGGCCCAUUCCUCCAUGUCCUCCCCCGGAGGGUUGUUGCGAAUGCCAGGCCUGCCCUAUAACGGCAGCGGAGUUAAAGACCUCAUCAACACUGUGCAAGGAUACCAGUAUGAUCCAGAGGAUGCUCUCAUCCACGCUCAUGGGGCCGUGCACGCUCACGACCCAGCUAGGAUGUUGUUUACGCAGCCCAAAGAGUGGGGUCCUGUGGAGUCCGUUUCUCUGCUGAACAACAGUCUCAUGGGUCAGACCAGCGGAGGGGAAACUCCUCUUAUGACCCUUCCUCUCAUUACAAAGCCUGGGGGCCAGUACCUGGAUCUGACCCUGCUGUAGCAUCGCACAAAAACAAAAGGCAUGCGUAUGUGACAAAGAGUUGUUAGUUUGUGAUUUUUAAAUAGUCUUUUAGAAAUCUUAUUUAUAUUGUUAGGUACAAAAAUGUACGUAUUUUAUACCAAAUUUACAGCAGUUUAGCCAAAAAUAGCAUUUGUUUUUAUAUUGCACAUUAUCUGUAUGUUAAAAAGCUUUAUAGAGAUUUUUAACCUAAGUUAGUGUAAUCAUUUUAUUUGCCAAACUAGAGAAGUAUAAUCUAGUAGCACCUGAGCUCAAUCUUUUCUUCAAGCUUUUCUGUGAAGAGUGAAAGUGACUGUGUGAAAGAGAUGUGAAUGUGAAUAUUAUGCAUGAAUAUUGUAAAUGUUUAUAAGCAUAUUGAGACAGGUACACAGUGAUUGUAUUGGAAGCUGUAGUGCAUGAAGAAGUUCUGUAGUAAAAUGUAAGAUGUUUACAUAAUGCUAAAUACCAAUGCACUGCUAACAAGUAGAAAUUUAAAGAGAAAUAAAGAAGCAGUAUCUGCUGAUGGCAACAUUCGUUACAGUUUGUUCCGAUCCAGAAAGUAACAAAGGCACAAGAUUAAAUGACAGCGUCGGGAUUUUCAUAUAAUGUUUGAAGUGAAACCUGCAAAACAAUAUCAAAUGAACCUGGAUGUCUCUCUGUAUGCAGCAUUCAGAAGAUAGGUCACUGUGAUGUAUACAUUAUGUUCACAUCAAUAAAUGCAAGACACAUGUACAUAAAGGUACAUCUCAAUAAAUUAGAAUAUUAUUUAAAAGGUAAUUUAAAUCAGUAAUUUGGUUCAUUGUAUAUUAUAUAGAUUCAUAACACACAGACUGAUAUAUUUCAAUUGUUUAUUUCUGAUCAUUUUGAGUAUUAUGAUUUACAGAUAAUGGAAACCUGAAAUCUGGUUUCUCAGAAAUCUUCAGUUUUGCCAAAAAGCAAUAAGAAAACACAGAAAUAUUAUGUUGCGUUAUGAUCUACACAUGACAGUUUUCAAACUGUAAUUUAGACUUUCCAAAAGGCAGGUAAGCCACAAAAUAUCAUUGUUAAACAAGGUGGCAGAGUCUUGUAUCAAGGCAUCUUAAUGUAAUGCCGAGUGGAAGGAAAAACUGGUAGAAAGGGGUACACAACCAACAACUACAGCCUUAAAAAGAUUGUGAAACAAAACCAUUCAAGAGUUUGGGGCGGUAUUCAUAAGGUGUGUACUGUAGUUGGAGUCAGUGCUUCAAGAGCCACCACACACAGACGUAUCAAGGACAUGAGCUACAACUGUCAUAUUUGUGGUUUUUAAGCCACUCUUUUACCUGAUUUACCAGAAAGAUCUUACCUGGGCUAUAGAAAAAAAGGACAGGACUGUUCCACAGUGGUCUAAAUCCUCUUCUCAAAUGAAAGUUAAAGAAUUUGGCUAUUCACAGAGCGCUGUGUCCAAGCAUAAUAAAGGAAAGCUUAGUGGAAGAAAAAACUGUGCAAAACGCUGCACAAGCAACAGAAAAGUGCAGCCUUGAGAGAACUGAGAUGCAAACGAUGCCCGCUGCAUAUACUGUACAUGAACAUUGUUUUCAAAGCUGACAUUCUCAAUUUAAAACGUUUUUCAUAUUUGAUCUUACCCAAUAUGACGAUGGAUUUUGGGUUCUCAAUAAGCCCAUUAACAUCAAAUGAUCAGUAAAAGACGGUUGAAAUAUGUCACUCUUGUAUAUGAGUUUCACCAUUUGACUGAAAUUACCGAAAAACAUUUUUCCGAUGGUAUUCUGUUAUAUUGAGAGACACCUGUGUUAUUCUUGUACACUUUGACAGAGUGCAAUCUUCUGGAUAACACAUGCCAUCUUGUUUCUAAACACUGUAGCUAAACUAUGGUUGAUUUUGUUCAUAGAAAUCUGAUGCGCAUUGAAUCUUUAGUUUAUGCAACAAUAAUUCAGUCCCAAAACCAAACAUUAGUGACCUUAUCAAUAUUGCCUUAGUGACCUACAUACUGCAGUUGUUUUACCCACUACAUAUCCCCCUAUGAGGGAUCUCAACCAACAAUGUCUCUCCUCCUUCACUGCAUAGCAUUCCAUGGUUUUAUUUUUGUAGGUUAAGCCUUUGUUUAGCCUCUUGGUUUCUGCUCCUUCAAAACAAGAUUCUUGAUACCUUAAACCCCAAAGUUUGCAUUCCUCCAGAUAAUUGACUCAAAAUAAUGAAUCUCAGGAGUUCAUGGAGGUCCUUGUCCAAUUUCAUUACACCAUGAUCUUAUUAUCCAGUGUAUUUUGUCUUUAUUCCACCAUAUACUGUGACACUGUGGAAUAUGAUUGAACAAAGAGCAGAAAUCUGUUCACCAUUAUCUCUUUUAAGAUGGUCAUUUGUACAGUUUUUAGAAACAUUGCUAACUGAAGGACAUGUUUGACAUGUGUCUUAUACGUUUUGUCAUUUGUGCCAUGCAGAGUUGAUGUUCAGAAUCAAUGUUUCUGUUUAUGUGUCCAAAAGCAGGAUGUCCUGCUUCAGACAUGCUGAAAAAAACAAACAAUAAACAUAACAUGGUAAAUUU
Messenger RNA from Girardinichthys multiradiatus, 5073 nucleotides. It is a transcript of the gene esrp1, whose product is annotated as epithelial splicing regulatory protein 1. The coding region runs from base 213 to 2558 and encodes 781 amino acids. The record is from RefSeq and is a predicted model, not a curated record. The transcript has 16 exons. Gene Ontology annotation, cellular component: ribonucleoprotein complex. Lineage: Eukaryota; Metazoa; Chordata; Actinopteri; Cyprinodontiformes; Goodeidae. Gene Ontology annotation, molecular function: RNA binding.